This is a messenger RNA of Mercenaria mercenaria, 3864 nucleotides long. RefSeq names its product mucin-5AC-like. The record is from RefSeq and is a predicted model, not a curated record. The transcript is spliced from 3 exons. Gene Ontology annotation, cellular component: plasma membrane. Lineage: Eukaryota; Metazoa; Mollusca; Bivalvia; Venerida; Veneridae. Gene Ontology annotation, molecular function: protein binding. The coding region runs from base 1 to 3864 and encodes 1287 amino acids.
AUGGAAAGCAACACCAAAUAUCUACCGAUGAAGCUCCUGCGAAAGAAUUGGAAAGCAAACACCACGGCUGCACCGUAUGAAGCUCCUGAUGAAAGUUCUUACGUAAGUGGAAAGCGAACACCAACGUAUGCACCGUAUGAAGCUACUGCGAAAGAAUCGUACGUAAGUGGAAAACAAACACCAACAUCAGCACCGUAUGAAGCUCCUGAGAAAGGUACGUACGAAAGUGGAAAGCAAAAAUCAACAGCGGCACCGUAUGAAGCUCCUGCGAAAGAAUCGUACACAAGUGGAAAGCAAACAUCAACAUCAGCACCGUAUGAAGCUCCUGCGAAAGAAUCGUACGUAAGUGGAAAGCAAACACCGACAUCUGCACCGUAUGAAGCUCCUGCAAAGAUUCGUACUGGAAAGCAAACACCAACAUCUGCACCGUAUGAAGCUCCUGUGGCAGGAUCGUACGAAAGUGGAAAGCAAACACCAACAGCUGCACUGUAUGAAGCUGCCGUGGAAGAUUCGUACGUAAGUGGAAAGCAAAUACCAUCAGCUGCACCGUAUGAAGCUCCUGCGAAAGAAUCGUACGUAAGUGGAAAGCAAACACCGACAUCUGCACCGUAUGAAGCUCCUGCAAAAGAAUCGUACGUAAGUGGAAAGCAAACACCGACGUCUGCUCCAUAUGAAGCUUCUGCGAAAGAUUCGUACGUAAGUGGAAAGCAAAUACCGACGUCUGCACCGUAUGAAGCUCCUGCGGACGAUUCGUACCUAAGUGGAAAGCAAACACCGACGUCUGCACCGUAUGAAGCUCCUGCAAACGAUUCGUACGUAAGUGGAAAGCAAACACCGACGUCCGCACCGUAUGAAGCUCCUGCGAAAGGUUCGUACGUAAGUGGAAAGGAAACACCGACGUCUGCACCGUAUGAAGCUCAUGCGAAAGAUUCAUACGUUAGUGGAAAGCAAACACCAUCGCCUGCACCGUAUGAAGCUCCUGCGAAAGAUUCGUACGCUAGUGGAAAUCAAACACCAACGUCCGCACCGUAUGAAGCUCCUUUGGAAGAUUCGUACGUAAAUGGAAAGCAAACACCAACGUCCGCACCGUAUGGAGCUCCUUUGGAAGAUUCGUACGUAAGUGGAAAGCAAACACCAACGUCUGCACCGUAUGAAGCUCCUUUGGAAGAUUCGUACGUAAGUGGAAAGCAAACACCAGUGUCUGCACCUUAUGAAGCUCCUGUUGAAGAUUCGUACUUAAGUGGAAAUCAAACACCAACGUCUGCACCUGAUGAAGCUCCUGUGGAAGAUUCAUACGUAAGCGGAAAGCAAACACCAACGUCUGCACCGUAUGAAGCUCCUGUUGAAGAUUCCUACGUAAGUGGAAAGCAUAGACUAACAUCUGCACCGUAUGAACCGCUUUUGAAAAAUUCGUACGUAAGUGGAAAGCAGACACCAACAUCUGCACCGUAUGAAUCCCCUGUGAAAGAUUCGUACGUAAGUGGAAAGCAAAUACCGACAUCUGCACGGUAUGAAGCUCCUGUGAAAGAUUCAUACGUAAGUGGAAAGCAAACACCAUCAUCUGGAUCGUAUGAAGGCCCUUUGAAAGAUUCGUACGUAAAUGAAAAACAAACAGCAACGGCUGCACCAUAUGAACCCCCAAACUCUGCACACUAUGAGAAACUUGUAGCAGAUUCAUAUGUGAAUUCAAAGCAAACAUCCACAUCAGCGCCAAUUAAAGUCCCUGCGAAAUAUUUGUACGUAAACAGAAAACAAGAAAAGACGAACGCGCAAUAUGAAGUGCCUUCGAAAGAUUCACACGGAAAUGCUAAGCAAGGUACAACGUCUGUGCCAUAUGAAUCACCAAAGUCUGCGCAUUAUGAAAAGCCUGUAGCAGAUUCAUAUGUAAAUACAAAGCAAAAGUCCACGUCAGAGCUAUAUGAAGUACAUGCAAGUGGUCCGUAUGUAAAUGGAAAACAAACACCCAUAUCUAAACCAUAUAAAGUACCUGCAAAUGAAAUGAACAUCAAUGGAAAACAAACAAAGGAGAGAGCGAAAUAUGAAGUUCCUAAAAAUGAAAUAAACGUAAAUGUAAAACAUAAACCCACGUAUGCUCCACAUGAAGAUGCUGAAGAAGAUUCAUACGUAAAUGGAAACGAAGCACCAACAUCCGGGCCAUAUGAAACUCAAGCAAAAGAUGCAUAUGGAAAUGAAAACCAAACAACACCGACAACAUCAUAUGAACCCCAAAAGUCUGCACAAUAUGACAAAUUGGCGGGAGAUUCAUAUGUUAAUGCAAAGCAAAAGUCCACGAUAGAGCCAUAUGAAGUACCUCCACCAGAUUCGUACGUAAACGAAAAAGAAAUGCCUACAUCUAAACCAUAUCAGGUACCUGCGAAAGUUUCAUACAUUAACGGAAAACAAACAAAGAUGAGAGCGCCAUAUGAAGUACCUGCAACAAUAGAUACAUACGCAAACGUGAAAUAUAAACCCAAGUAUGCGCCGUAUGAAGAUGGCGUUAAAGAUUCAUAUGUAAAUGGAAAGCAAACAUCAACACCGGCACCAUAUGAAGGUCCUGUGAAAGAUUCUUACGUAAAUGUAAAACAAACAGCGACGACUGCACCAUAUGAACCCCCAAAGUCUGCACACUAUGAAAAACCUGUGACAGAUUCAUAUGUGCAUUCAAAACAAACAUCCACAUCAGCGCCAAUUGAAGUACCUGCGAAAGAAUUGUACGUAAAUAGAGAACAAGAAAAGACGAGAGCGCAAUAUGAAGUGCCUUCGAACGAUUCAUACGGAAAUGUAAAGCAAGGUAUAACGUCUGUACCAUAUGAAUCAUCAAAGUCUGCGCAUUAUGAAAAGCCUGUAGGAGAUUCAUAUGUAAAUGGAAAGCAAAAUACCACGUCAGAGUCAUAUGAAGUGCAUGCGACUGGUCCGAACGUAAAUGGAAAACACACACCCAUAUCUAAACCGUAUAAAGUACCUUCAAAUGAUAUAAAAAUCAAUGAAAAACAAACAAAGACGAAAGCGCAAUAUGCAGUACCUGCAAGAAUAGAUACAUACGCAAAUGUAAAACAUAAACCCACGAAUGCGCCGUAUAAAGUACCUGCGAAAGUUUCAUAUAAAAAUGGAAAACCAACCAAGACGAAAUUGCAAUAUGAAGUUCCUUCGAAAGAUUCAUACGUAUAUGCGAAACAAGUAACGACGUCAGCACCAUAUGAAGCUCCUGCGAAGGAUUCAUAUGUUAAUGAGAAACAAAAAAUGACGAAGGCGCCCUAUAAAUCACUAAAGUCUGCACAAUAUGAAAGACCUGUUGCAGAUUCAUACGUACAGUCAAGGCAAACAUCCACAUCAGCGCCAUAUGAAGUACCUGAGAAAGAUUCAGACAUAAAUGGUAAACAAACAAAGACGAGAGCGCAGUAUGAAAUACCUGCUACAGAUAUAUACAGAAAUGUAAAUGAUAAGCCCAUGUAUGCGCCGUAUGAAGAUGCUACAAAAGAUUCAUCCGUAAAUGCAAAACAAACACCCACAUCUAAAUCAUACGUAAAUGGAAAGGAAACAACAGCGACAGCGCCAUACAGUGUCCCUAGCACAAACUCAUACGCAAGUGCGAAAGAAGCAUCAACAUCUGCGCCUUAUUUACGUAUAUUCACCCCUAUAACAUAUACGCACGCGCCUGUGAUACAUCCAUCGACACGUGCGGUAGAUGCAACGCCGUCCUCAACACGCGGAGUCGUUCACGCGACACCACGUAUGCCAGCAAGUUUUUGUGCACAUUAUAACUUUUUUACUUGUAGUAAUGGGCAUUGUAUUCCAAAAUCGUGGGUUUGUGAUGGAGACAAUGACUGCAAAGAUAAUUCUGACGAAAUGACUUGUAGCUAUUAA